UUGUCAGCUUGAGUGACAAAAUCUUUUCAAUACAAAAAUGGCCGCCGUACAGCAAAAUUUAUCAAAAAUGGUAUCGGCUCAACUACGCAAUAAAGCAACAGAGUUUUUAAACUCAAGAAAACAUGCUAACAAUCUUGCGGAUAUCUUACAAAUGUUUGAGGCUGAAACGGAGAACUAUACACCAUUACUGCUAACAAUUGAAGUAAUAUUUACGGAUUUAUUAAAACGCGGCGACCUGAUACAAGAUGUGGUGCCUCUCAAGCUGAUAGAUUGCAGCCCUGAAGCAGAAUACACAAAAUGGUUGCGAGAAUGCUAUGAGACAGCCCUCACACGCACACUGGAAUGUGUGAAACGUGGACGCACCAGUUCCCGAUUGCAGGCACUUGUUACUGCUUGCAAAUUGAUGCAAGCUGAGGGCAAGCACCCACUGGAGAGUUCAUUGGGAUACUUCUUUCCAUCAGUCAGACUCAAGAACCUUUUCACGGUACUCCUAGAUUCAGAGACAUUAAUGUCGGCGCCCAUAGCACGCUUCCAGGAGUUCACCGAGUACAGAGAUGUACAGCAAUAUGGACUUAAAGUUCUCUCCACAAUUGCUUACAAGAAGUCACCUACCUCAAUAUAUAUGCAGAAUUACCUAGAAUUACUAGACAAACUAUUAGCAUCCGAGAUUCCUACAGAGACAAAAAUUAAAUUCAAAGAUAGAGACAUUGAUGAAAAGGAAGAGAAAAUCUUGUGCGGCUCCGAAAAUAAGGCUCCGUUCCCGUACAACCCGGGCGUGUGUCGGCGGUACGCGAACCGCUGCUGGGGCUUUGCGUGCCAGUGGCCGCUGUGCGGGGAAUCGCGUACCCAUCGGCGCGCGCUGUUGCUGCUGGUCGAGCGUCUCAUGCCGCUGCUGGCUAAACCUCAUCUCGCCACUGACAUGCUCUGCGACAGCCUAGACGCUGGUGGGCCGAUCAGUAUGCUGGCGCUGCAGGGCGUGCUGGAGCUGGUCCGCCGACACAACAUCGACUAUCCUGAUAUGUACGACCGGCUGUACGCCAUGUUCGAGCCGGAGAUGUUCGCCACGCGGUACAAGAAGCGGUUACUGCACCUCGCCGACGUUUUUCUUAGCUCCACGCACCUGCCGGAGGGGCUAGUGGCGGCAUUCGCGAAGCGCGUGUCGCGGCUGGCGCUGGUGGCGCCGCCCGAGGACGCGGCUGGCCUGCUGCAGCUGCUCGCCAACCUGCUGCACCGCCACCCCGCGCUCAAGCGCAUGAUCUGCCUCGACGACACGCCCGCGCUCAUGUCGGGCGACCCGUACGUGAUGGAGGAGACGAGCGCCGAGCGCGCGCGUGCGCUGGGCUCGUCGCUGUGGGAGCUGCGCGCGCUGCGCCGCCACGCCGCGCCGCCCGUCGCCGCCGCCGCCGCCGCGCUGCUGGCCGCGCCGCGCCCCGCCGACCUCGCGCCGCCAGACCAGGCCUUAUUCGACGCCGAAUUAAAAAAACGCUUCAAGACAAUAGAAAUGAAUUUCGCCAGGCCGCAGGGAAUGCACGCGCAGAAUGUCGAACGCCUGUUACAGUACUGGGAGCUGAUGGCCUGAACAAUGCACGUGCCGGCUACGUGAGGUCUAUUUCACAUCUUAUACCAAAUUUACUAUUCUCGUGGUCUAUGGUGGAGAUGCAUUUCAUUGAUUUCUUUUUUUAUAUAUACUAUAUUGGUAAAACUGUUAAAAUGUCAGAAUUGUAAUAUUCAAUUGUUAUAGUUACGAUCUCGUUCGGAUUUCGAUAAAGUAUUAAAAAGUAUUUAUUUUCUCUAGAAAUUCUAAAUUCAAAAGUUUGCAGUGCAGUUGCUUGAGGAUUUUAUUGAAUACCAAAAUCGGUAAACGUCUUUUAGAUAGCGAAAUUUAUCCAUAUUGAAACAGUAUGACUGAAUUAAAGUCCAGUGUAUGCACCUAUUUUGCCAUUAGACAAAAAUAUGUGCAAUUGUAUGUAUAGAUUUAUUACGCAGAAGUAUUGUACAGAAUUUAUAAAGCUUUAUAUUAUAUAAUUUAAUUUUAUUAUAAUGACUGCGUCGCUGAAAAAUGGAAGUUUCGACAAUAGAAUAUAAUGACUAUUGAAAGUUCUUUUUAUUCGCCUCGCUAUGGUAAAAUAGGUAUUUACUAGGACGUCAUAACGAAAAUGUAUAGGGACCCUUUAUAUAUAAGAACACGAUAUUCCACCAUUUUAAUACGUGGAAAGUUAACAUUGACAUGUGGCCAUCAAAAUUGCAUGAUCGACAAUCAUUGAUCAUACGAUUCUGAUUUUAUUGUGAUAUGAGAACGAGACGUCCCGCCGUCUGUUUUCACUUAUAUUUCUUGAUGCUAUAUGUUUUUUUUUUUUUUUUAUUUUGCCUAAUGCCAUACGUACGCAACGGGCGCUCUAUCCCAAGUCUUGAGCUUUCAAUAUUUAAUUUAUAUACCAGUUACUCUAUCUAUAAGCUCGUCCUAAAUGUAUUUGACAAAUUAUAUAAGAUUUCGAUUUUUGCACAUUAAUGUUAAUGUUAGUAAAUUUUAAGUGAAGUUAAUGUGUUGUAGUUUGGUUAUUUUAUUUUUUUACGAACGCAAUUGUGCACGACUGUGAUUAUGAGGCGGUUUGUACACGUGUGUGUGUGACGUGCGCAGACUGCCUUGAAACUAUUUGAUAGGAUGUAAGGUUCCGAGGGGCUUUAACCAAAUGGAGAUGGCAUUAUAAACACGGAAUUGAAGAUAAGUUUGCUUUUAUCGUGUAAGCAAGAUAUAAGACAAUUCAUCGCUAUUUAGCGUCUCUAUCUGUCGGCUAUGGGGUUUAAACUCUAUAAAAUGCAACAGAUCUGUGCAUGAUAAUACAAUUUUGGAUUAAAAUUUACUGCAAUUUCCGGUUGGUUAUGAGCGUCUCGGUUUGUUCUAGAGGAGUGUUUAAUAACUACAGUUGAUAAAUUUGGGACGCGGUGUGUCUUCCUUUCCAUUAACGUUUAUUGUAAUCCCCUUUUAGUUUCAUUCCAGUUUGUAUUUUCUCACCCUUAUUUGUUUGAUGUAAGGUUAUUAAUAAGUAAGAACUAUGUUCAAUAGCCUGAAUUGACUAGAUCAAAGGAAAUCAGGUAAACGACACCCAAAUGCCAUAUUUAUUUAAUUAUUAUUGUUACAACCGUUUAAAAAACCUCGCAGUCGAGGGCGCGGCUUCUAAAUGUAAUACGACGAUCAUGUCUAUAAGUCAAAAUCAUUUAUUCGUAUAGGACAUUUAUGGCCAUUUACGUGCAUCAUUUUUGAUCUGCAAUCCAGUUUAGUGAGCAGUUUCAGUAGAAACCAAGGGAAAAACUCGACUAUUGUCUUGUUUUAUAAUCAGUCUACAUCUGUUAACAUAUUGUUUGGAUGUAGAUAUAUGAUAAUUUUAAACAUAUAUAUAAAAAUAUGCUUUAUCUUACGUAUUGAAUAUAUGUAUAUAAAAUCACGUGUCUGACCAACAGUUUGUUUGUGAACAUGUUUGUUAACAUGUAACAAUUAUUUAUAUUUAUACUGCAUAUACAAAAAUAGUGCCUACUCAUUACACAAGUUAAUGAUUGUUAAGGAUUUAGAUUAAGCGAACAAGAAAACUCUUGUUCUUUCAUUACUCCUAUAAUUUUUGUGAUUUGUACAUUUUUGUGGUUAUUUCAAUAUCAGCCUAUCUACGUCUCUUGGCUAAUUAGAGUAUGCCUACUUGUUUAAUAAUAGUGUGUUCUUUAUUUAAAUAGUUUUUCUUUUUUUUUUUGUAUUUGUUUAUAAACUUAUAAACAAAUACAAAACUAGCCGUUUGUCAGGAUUAAAAAAAAAAACUAUUUAAAUAAAGAACACUAUUAUUAAACAAGUAGGCAUUCUCUUUAUAAACAAAUACAAAACUAGCCGUUUGUCAGGAUUAAAAAAAAACUAUUUAAAUAAAGAACACUAUUAUUAACCCUUUCCUAGCGAAUAUACCAAAAAUAAUGAAAAACAAAGUUUUUAUGAUUCUGUAUGGAUAAGGGGUAGUAAAGAAAACUAAUAUUUUUUUUUUUUUCAGAUUUAUUUAUUAUAUCUAGAUACUAUUUUCGUAACCUAGACUUAUAAGUACCAUCAGAAACUUUAGGUAAAAAAAAGACUGAUAAAAUAGAAACAUUAGAUAUUUAUUUUUGGCUCAAAUAAUAAUAAAAUUAAAAAGCAAUUAUACAUUAACAUCGUGAUAUUCUGUAAAACAAUUCUUUUUUUUUACUUAUGCACAAAAAUGUAUUGCAGUGAGAACAUUUUGAGUGAGGUUCUGACUGCACUUUCUUCAUGCUGCAUACUUCACAUCGCCCUCUAUUUGGCACAAACGUAGGCCAAUGUACACCGCGGUUUCCUAAUCGAACGUCUUUCAACGUUGAGAAGCCAGUUUUGCGCCUUUUAGAUGGCCCAGGACUAAGCACAGGGUCUUUUGAUAUGAAAGGUCUGAUUUUAUAUAAUUUAUCUUUGCAAUUGGAAGGCAUUUGCGUGUUGUCAUUGCAAUGAAGAUGGCUCAAAAUUGCUGCAAACCUAUCUCUAGGCAUAGUUUUACAAAUCAAGGGGUUAUUCAAAUCAAGUGCCGAUGAAUAAUGGUCUGUCCAUGAAGGCCGAGUGUUGUACCCCAUAUAGAAGUUCAUUCCGAUAAAAGCCAGUAGUUCUUCUUUUUUCAAGUUGAGAAAUUUAUUUCUUUGUGUUGCAUAUAAAUUACUUUGAUACAUAAUAUUAUCCAGUACAUCACUAAUCAGGACUAAAAAAAUGUCAGUCGGCGUAGUGCAUUCAGCAAAAUAUUCGUCAACGACCCCCAUGUUUGCAGAAUAUUCUGGUAAAUACGUUUCCACAUCACGUUUCUUCCAUUUACGAUUAGGCUCAUGUUUUGUUUUUUUGGAUUGUGCAUCUGUUGACGUAACAGUUUCCUGAGCCGGUAAAUUAUCUGGAAUAGUGUUAGGAAUAGAAUAUACAAUUAGCUCUUGGUCUAUUUCCCUACUAGGAUCUUCUGUCUCAUAUCCUGUAGUAGGUUUAGUUUGGCUCAGCAUAUAUUCUUCUAAUGCUGCCUCAAAAUUUUCAUCAAAAUUGCUAGUUGAGGGUAGUCGUUCUUCGCGAAAGGUUUCUUCGUCAGAAAAUUCCACAUCUGAAGUGUCGGCACAGUCUGGAAGAUCUUCCAUAAAAAGAUCUUCUAUCAAAGCUGUAUUCUUUGAAAUAUUCAUUAUAAAAAUCUGUAAUAUAAGAUAAACAAAUAUCAUAAUAUAUUCGAUCUAAUUUACAAAAAACAAACCAUAGUCACUGACGGUACUCAUAAGUCCUGGUACAUUUUUAUCGUUAUUUUAGCUCUAAAAUUUAAAUUUAUAACUAAAACAAUAUUAAUUUUAUAGUUAAAACCACAAUGUAAUAUAUUAAUAUAAAACAAUAAGACUUACCUCGUUUAUUCUAUUUUUAAAUAUUUUCUAAAACAAAAGCAAUCUGCAGUUCUCAAAUCCGAAACAGGUCGAAACUUGAAAGUGUCACUUGCUAGCGGUAAAUAGGCAAAAUUGAAAUAAAUCACUGUGAUUGGCUAGCGUAGUAGUACUUGAAAGGAUCCUUAAUGUCAAAUAUGGAAUGCGCGAUCGUAUUAUCGAAAUAAUGGAUGGGGAAUCACCCGAUACAAAUUUGUACCGUCAGAUAGGAAAGAGUUAAACAAGUAGGCUUUUAAAUCGUUAUUUUAUGAUUCUUAAUUUGAAUAAAACAUGACCUGGUGGAAAAGUAUAUAAAGUAAUAGAAAUAAAAAUAUAGCAUAUAUAUAUAUAAAAAUAAAAAUAUAGCUAACUAUAAAGUAUAUAGUUAGCUAUAUUUUUCUUUUUAUCGUAUAUGCUAUUUUAAACAGAUAAUUAUAUCAAUUGUUUGAUUAGCCUCGAUAGAAAUCAAAUAGUUUAUUAAAUUUUUAAUGAAUUUAUUAUUUUUCGAAAAAAUGCAUUAUCAAAGCUUCAUUAAGUCACUGAAGAAGUGUUGUUAGAAACACCUUAUUGUGAUUGGCAGAUUUUAAUAUAAUAAUAAUAAAUUUAGAAAUGGGUUGCUAAAAUAGCCACUUUACACGAAUUAUUGAUUAAUUGAUGGGAUAUUGACCGCAUCAAUCAACCAGCCCAUAGUGUCCCACUGCUAGGCAAAUAUCAACUGCUUCCAUCUUGGACAAAUGCUAGCCAAUCUGUACCAGUCUGUGGAACCGGUCACACGUGAUACAUAUAAAUAAGGCUGGUUAUACAAAAUAAAUAAGUGAAAAGUGGCUUUUUUUAACCAACCUCCUAGUUCUUUGUACCUAGAAACAGAAUUCAAAUAUCACUCAUACACUCCGAGUGUAACAAUGUGUCUUAAAGAAUCUCAAUAUAAAGGAUUUUAAUGGUUUAUUAGCAAGCCGCGCCCGCCGUAUCAUGUGAUUAUUUGUAACAAACAAUCGAUGUUAAGCUAGAUUAAGUCAUUAUUUUAAUAUACUUCAUUUAAUGUUCUAUUAUUAUAUUGAUUAAAUAAAAAUAUUGAUACACUAA
Galleria mellonella (greater wax moth) is the source of this 6495-nucleotide messenger RNA. RefSeq names its product nucleolar complex protein 4 homolog B. The record is from RefSeq and is a predicted model, not a curated record. NCBI's taxonomy places the organism in Eukaryota, Metazoa, Arthropoda, Insecta, Lepidoptera, Pyralidae. Gene Ontology annotation, biological process: ribosome biogenesis. Gene Ontology annotation, cellular component: nucleolus; Noc4p-Nop14p complex; small-subunit processome. The transcript has 10 exons. The coding region runs from base 38 to 1579 and encodes 513 amino acids.